Messenger RNA from Loxodonta africana (African savanna elephant), 9345 nucleotides. It is a transcript of the gene SLC25A30, whose product is annotated as solute carrier family 25 member 30. The transcript has 10 exons. NCBI's taxonomy places the organism in Eukaryota, Metazoa, Chordata, Mammalia, Proboscidea, Elephantidae. Gene Ontology annotation, biological process: transmembrane transport. Gene Ontology annotation, molecular function: transmembrane transporter activity. Bases 5606 to 6481 code for a protein of 291 amino acids. The record is from RefSeq and is a predicted model, not a curated record.
GAGAAUUUGGGGUCUGCAUCCUACUGCUCUCCUGCACCCUCAGGGGUUCUGUGUUGUGUUCGCUGUCAGGGCAGUCAUUGGUUGUAGCCGGGCACUAUCUAGCUCUUCUGGUUUCAGGCUGAUGUAGUCUCUGGUUCAUGUGGCCCUUUCUGUCUCUUGGGCUCGUAAUUACCUUGUGUCCUUGUUGUUCUUCAUUCUUCUUUGAUCCAGGUGGGUUGAGACCAAUUGAUGCAUCUUAGAUGGCUGCUUGCUAGCAUUUAAGACCCCAGAUGCCACUCUUCAAAGAGGGAUGCAGAAUGUUUUCUUAAUAGAUUUUAUUAUGCCAGUUGGCUUAGAUGACCCCUGAAAUCAUGGUCCCCAAAUCCCUGUCCUUGCUACACUGGCCUUUGAAGCAGUUUAUUCAGGAAACUUCUUUGCUUUUGGUUUAGUCCGGUUGUGCUGACCUCCCCUGUAUUGUGUGUUGCCUUUCCCUUCACCUAAAGUAGUUCUUAUCUACCAACUAAUUAGUGAAUACCCCUCUCCCACUCUCCUACCCUCCCUCCUCUCGUAACCACAAAAGAAUGUUUUCUUCUCAGUUUGAACUAUUUCUCAAGUUCUUAUAAUAGUGGUCUUAUACAAUGUUUGUCCUUUUGCAACUGACUAAUUUCACUCAGCAUAAUGCCUUCCAGGUUCCUCCAUGUUAUGAAAUGUUGCACAGAUUCCUCACUGUUCUUUAUCAAUGCAUAGUAUUCCAUUGUGCGAAUAUACCAUAAUUUAUCCAUUCAUCCGUUGAUGGGCACCUUGGUUGUUUUCGUGUUUCUGUUAUUGUAAACAGUACUGCCAUAAACAUGGGUGUGCAUAUAUCUGUUUGUGUAAAGGUUCUUAUUUCUCUAGAAUGUAUUCCAAGGAGUGGGAUUGUUGGAUCGUAUGGUAGUUCUAUUUCUAGCUUUAUAAGGAAGCGCCAAAUUGAUUUCCAAAGUGAUUCUACCAUUUUACAUUCCCACCAGCAGUAUCAUGUAGAUUUUAGAGAUCAGACACUGAUCGGAAAUGUCAUAGCUAAAAACUUUUUCCCAGUCUGUAGGUAGUCUUUUUACUCUUUUGGCGAAGUCUUUGGAUGAGCAUAGGUCUUUGAUUUUUAGGAGCUCCCAGUUAUCUAGUUUCUCUUCUGCAUUCUUAAUAAUGUUUUGUAUACUGUUUAUGCCAGGUAUUAGGGCUCCUAACAUUGUCCCUAUUUUUUCUUCCAUGAUCUUUAUUGUUUUAGAUGUUAUAGUUAGGUCUUUGAUCCAUUUUGAGCUCAUUUUUGUGCAUGGUGUGAGGUAUGGUUCCUGUUUCAUUUUUUUUGCAGGUUUUGGUUUUAUCCAGUUAUGCCAGCACCAUUUGUUAAAAAGACUGUCUUUCCCCCAUUUAACUGUUUUGGGGCCUUUGUCAAGUAUCAGCUGCUCAUAUGUGGAUGGAUUUAUGUCUGGAUUCUCAAUUCUGUUCCAUUGGUCUGUGUAUCUGUUGUUGUACAGUACCAGGCUGUUUUGACUACUGUGGUGGUAUAAUAGGUUCUAAGAUCAGAUAAAGUAAGGCCUCCCACUUUGUUCUUCUUUUUCAGUAAUGCGUUAUUUAUCUGGGGUCUUUCCCUUCCAUAUGUCCCAUACAUCUUUGACUACAUUUUGGGAAUCUUCAUGUUUUUGGGUGUAUGGUGUGUGUGUAUGUAUAUUUUACAUAUAUAUUCACUGUAGAGAGAAAAAUCACUAUGAAAUAAGAUGAAUAAAAAGAAGAAACAACUCUAAUGUCAUCAUCCAGAAUUAUCUACUGAAAACAGGAAUCUAAAUGACAGCACCCUGUUCCAUUGCAUGAAUCGGCUGUCAGUUAUUUAAAUAACUGAUUUUCAAUAACAAUGUAGAUAAUUAGACUGAGUCCCUAAGAUCCUCUUACAAUAGAUGGGGCCCUGGUGUCUGCACUUCAGGAGCUCUGCAGUGAAGAUAAGAACUCCUAAUAAGGAACCGUGAGUGGUACAACGGUUAACGUGCUCAUCUGGUAACUGAAAGAUUGGAGGGUCGAGUCCACCCAGAGGCACCUCAGAAGGAAGGCUUGGGGAUCUACUUCCUAAAAAUCAGCCACUGAAAGCCCUAUGGAGUACAGUUCUACUUUGACACACAUGGGGUCGCCAUGAGUUGGAAUUGACUCAGUGGCAACUGGAGGAAAAAAAAAGGGUCCAACAUAGAUGCCUUGUUGCAUGUAUGGUAUCAUACCUAAGAAAAUAAGAAUCAUAUAAGCACUACCUUUGUAUACUAGGUGUUGUAAAAAAGCAAAAAACAGUGCCAUUUAGAUUGACCGCCUCCCGUUGAAUAUUAUUUUUUUCUCAAGAUUUUUUUUCUUAAUUUAAGCCCAUUUUUAUUGUGUGUAAGAUGCAUCUUAUCUGCAGUACCUUUUGGAAACUGCUUACUGAUAUUUUCUCCUUAAUUAAAAUGUAGAGACUCUUAAGUCAUUGCAAUCUACUUGCAAGUUCUUUAUUUUAAAAAUCAUCGUCACUUCCUUAUUGAUACUGUAUAGUCUCAGGUUGUAGUAGAAAAAUCCCUACAGUUGGAGUCAGAACAAUUGAGGUUAGAGGCCCAGUUCUCCCAUUAGCCGUGUGGGAUUGGGUUUCCUAGUCUGUUUAUGGGAAUGGUACUAUCUGUCCUCCUACUCCAAACUUGUUGGAAGGGAUCCAGUGAAAUUAUUUAUAUAGAUCACCUGUAAUGGUAAGCUCUAAACAAAAAAAAACUGUUGCCGUCGAGUUUGUUCUGACUCAUAGCAAACAUACAGGACAGAGUAGAACUGCCCAGUAGGGUUUCCAAGGAGUGGCUGGUGGAUUCAAACUACCGAUCUUUUGGUUAGCGACUGUUAGCUCUUAACCACUGCACCACCAGGGCUCUAACGGUAAGGUCUAAUACCUCCAGAUGGCACUAUGAUGUAGGUUUUGUUUUGUUUUUUAACUUGCAAUCAGCACAUUGCAAAAAUGGGUUGAGGAAGGUAGUAGUAGACAAUAAAUGAAUUACUGGAUUUAUUAUUAAUGUGUUCUUAUAAUCUGUAACUUGUCAUGUUAGUCAUUAUAUUAACUAUGAAUUUAAUGAGGCUAAGAAUUAGGAGUCCCUGGGUGGUACAAAUGUGUAAGCACUUGACUGCUUACGGAAAGGUUGGCAGUUCGAGACUACUCAGAGGUGCCUUGGAAGAAAGGCUGGGCGAUCUGCUUCUGAAAGGUUACAGCCUUGAAAACCCUAUGGAGUGCAAUUCUUAACUGACACACAAGGGGUUGCCGUGAGUUGGAAUCAACUCAACAGCAGCUGAGUGUUUUUUGUUGUUUUUUUAAAGAAUUAGUUAAGGAGAGGUAUUAAAUGUUUUUAGGGACAAUAGGGAGAUGAGAGUUUUUUGUUUUUUGCGGAGGCAGAGAGGGGCUUGUUCUUUAGUACUGAAGUAUGUAAGAACAUGAGACGAUUUUCAAGAUCUGUGCUUAGGGAACCUUCUGCCUUAUUCAUUUGUGACCACUCUGAUCUUGGUUAAUACCGUUAAAUGAGGCAUAGCUCUCAGUAGAUUUAUUCAGCGUCUAUGGAGUCCUUGUGACUUCUCUUGAACAACCCUCUUGCCUUGUAGAGAGCAGACAUUCUGGGCAAUGGUGACGUGAUGGACCUCUCCUGGGAAUGCAGACUUGUGAAAUCCCCAGAAACAUGCAAAACAAAUACGUGGGGUGUAUUGCCUGCCAUGGUGACUGUAAUAAGGAAUCUCCUUUUAAAACAACAUAGUUUUAGUUGAUAGUGGUAUAUACAUGAAAGUGAAUUAAUUUGUAUAUGUUUCCUGUUUCUGGGCAUGAGGUCAGAUUAACUCCAGUCACAUAAUUACAGAACAUCUAGUGCACGUGGGAAAGCGCCCUGGUGGUGCAGUGGUUAAGAGCUUGGCUGCUAACCAAAAGUUCUGCAGUUCAAACUCAACGGUCACUCUGCCAGAGAAAGUUGUGGUAGUCUGCUUAUGUAAAGAUGUACAGCCUCGGAAACCCUGUGGGGCAGUUCUACUCUGUUCCUAUAGGGUCACGAUGCUUUGGAAUCAACUUGACAGCAGCGGGUUUAGAACACGUGGAGGUCCUGGGCUGUGGCGUGCGUGUGAGUAUAUGCCACGGUGCAUAUGUGCCACAGUGCCUGAGGACCCACUAAGGGAAAGGAAGAAGGAAGGCAACAUUUGUGGAGUGCCUUUUUUGUGCUAGGUUUUAAAAUAUGUGAUGUCGAAUCCCCACCAAAAAUCAAACCCACUGCCAUUGAGUCGAUUGUGACUCGUAGUGACCCUCCCUAUAGGACACAGUAGAGCUGCCCCAUGGGGUUUCCAAGGCUGUAAAUCUUUACGGAAGCAGACUGCCUGCCCCAUCUUGUUCCUGCCUAGCGCUGGUGGGUUUGAACCACUGACCUUUCUUUUGGUUAGCAGCGGAGCACUUAAUCGCUGCACCAGCUGGGCUCCUUUUAAUCCACACAAUAGGCCUAAAAGCUAGGCAUUUCGUUGAGCGUAGUGAUAUGGGCUCUACCCCUAAUUGAUCGUGUUGGCUGUUGUGAUGACAAUGAUGCCGACGAAGAAAACAGCCUAGAUUGAGGUUUAGCAGCAGCUUCCCUAGGAAGGAAGUGGUGUGGCUCUGACCCCAGCUUCUGCCUCCUUCCUUCACACUGUGCUGCCUCCCCACUACUAACGAAUUUGAGCAAGAGAAGAGAGCUACUUCAUUUAUUGAGUGUGAAUAAAAGUUUACUGUGCUAAUUAGUGGGGAGAAAGUUGAGCCUGUUGACCAACAUGGAAGUUUUAGGACUUAUUUUUGGAUUGCAUUUUACCUUAUGACACUGUAUAUUCAUUUCCCAGAUAUGCCAUAACAAAAUUCCACAAACCGGGUGGCUUACAAGAAUAGAAAUUUAUCGUCUCACAGGUCUGGAGGCUAGUAGUCCAAAUCAGUAUGUGGGCCAAUCAGCGUGUUCCCCAAAGUCUCUCCCAGUUUGUGGUAGCCUCUUGAUAUCCCUGGGCUUGUCGAUGCAUCUUUGCAUGGCCAUCCUUCUGUCUCUCUCUUUCUUCUCCUUUUUUCUAAGAAUUCUGCUUGGAUUGGAUUAGGGCCCACCCUCACAGGUACCAGGGGUUAGCCUUCCAUAAAUCUUUUUGGGGGAACACAAUUCAGUGGUUUGCAUCAUUUUCCUGCUUUAGUGUACCUGAGGGGUGUGAUGCCCCCUGUUGUUAGCUGCUCUGAUUUGGUACGAUGGAAGGAAACGCUGCCCAGCUGUGCACCAUCCCUGUGACUGGUUGUAGAUCUGACCAUUGUGACCCAUAGGGUUUUCAUUGGCUGAUUUUUGGCCAUAGAUCACCAGACCUUUCUUCCUAGUCUCUUAGUCUGGAAGCUCCACUGAAUCCUGUUCAGCAUCAUAGCAACAUGCAAGCCUCCACUGUCCCCUGUAGGGACUCUUUCCAACAGUGACAAAAGAACAGCAAAUAUUGACUGGGUGAGGAAGAACCAGAUGUAAGAUAAAAUGGACUACCCGGAAAACGGGCUCCGCUGCACCACACUGAAUACAUACACACAUAGCAAGGAAAAACGCUGUUGGAGGCUAUGUUUCUGUAAAUCAGAGAAGGGAGGUCGGUGAGAAUGUCGGCCCCCAACUGGAAGCCGUUUGUGUACGGAGGGCUGGCCUCCGUCACAGCCGAGUGCGGCACAUUUCCGAUUGAUUUAACCAAGACACGUCUCCAGAUUCAAGGCCAGACAAACGAUGCAAACUUUAAAGAAAUUAGGUAUCGUGGCAUGUUGCAUGCAUUGGUGAGGAUAGGCAGAGAAGAAGGGCUGAAAGCGCUGUAUUCAGGAAUUGCCCCUGCAAUGUUACGCCAGGCUUCUUAUGGCACAAUCAAGAUAGGCACUUACCAGAGCUUGAAGCGGUUGUUUGUUGAACGCCCAGAAGAUGAAACCCUGUUGAUUAACGUUGUGUGUGGAAUUCUCUCUGGAGUCAUAUCCUCAGCCAUUGCCAAUCCAACUGAUGUUUUAAAAAUACGAAUGCAAGCCCAGAACAGCACCAUUCAAGGAGGAAUGAUAGGCAACUUCAUGAACAUCUACCAGCAAGAGGGAACGAGAGGACUGUGGAAGGGCGUAUCCCUUACUGCUCAGAGGGCUGCCAUUGUUGUUGGCGUGGAGCUGCCUAUCUAUGACAUCACCAAAAAGCAUCUGAUCCUCUCUGGCCUGAUGGGAGACACUGUAUAUACCCACUUCCUCUCAAGUUUCACCUGUGGUCUGGCGGGGGCCUUGGCCUCAAACCCUAUUGAUGUUGUGAGAACCCGCAUGAUGAACCAGAGAGUCCUUCGAGACGGUAGAUGUUCUGGCCCCACAGGUACCCUGGAUUGCUUAUUACAGACAUGGAAGAAUGAAGGGUUUUUUGCUCUGUAUAAAGGGUUUUGGCCAAAUUGGUUGAGACUUGGUCCUUGGAAUAUCAUCUUCUUUGUGACAUACGAGCAGUUGAAGAAAUUGGACUUGUGACAAGCCACAGGCUGCAUGAGAUACCCUUGGAAAAUGCUAACUUCCGAAACAGUACAGCUUCCUGUGGUUCACACGGCUUCUCACUGCUUGGCUCAUCAUAGAUUCCUGGGUGUGAGCAACAGAGGACAACUGGGUUAGCUUAGGUUGCUAUGUUGGCAUUGGACGUGCCUCAUCCAGUGUUUAAUGACAUAAACUGCAACAUCCAAACGCUAGUCUUUACCACUGACGUACCCUUGGACAUCAAAGAUAACUUUCAAAAUACAUGUUUCUGCUCAAGAAACUUUGCAAGAAAAUCAGGAACUGUGGGCGGUUUUUUCGGGGGAAAGUAGCUCCCAGUGCAUCUCAGUGCUUAGCAGAGACUCUUAGACUGCUCUGGAGAAGCUCACCAGAACCAUGGGUUGGAGCCUUCAAGAAUCUAUUUUUGUCCCUGACCAUCUGGGGCUUUUGCUUCUAGUCUGCUGAAGAAACAUCACAUGUGAAGACCUGGACUUCCCAGCCACGGGUAUAGGCAGUACAGGAAAUCCACCUUUGGAAUAUUGCACUGUGUUUUAACUUCCUAUCUUGGCAGGAUCUCUCACUUAUAAUAAGUGAUUUUAAGCCUUUGUAGACUUGACCUUUGUGAGGAAUUGUUACACAGUAUUAAUGUAUAAGCUCAUGGUGUAAUUUGUUGGCUUGGAAGGUGGCACAGGUGUUUUCGAGGAGUGUGGGCUCUGCCUUAGGUAAUGUUAGUAAUUCACUCUGAUUUUAAGCAAAGCUCCUUAGCCUUCCUUGUAUCUCUUUCGCUCCGUAGAAAAUGAGGAUGAUGACAUAUUGGGAUAGAGGCCCAAAUGAAGAAGACAGGCUGCUGCGCCUCUUUGAUGAUGUUGAUGCAGCCACUUGUCUUGUAGGGUGUGUCCAUGUCAGGCUGUCUUCUAGCUAUAACCCCCCGUGAACACACUGUAUGUACAGAAGAGAGCCAUAUUAUCAUGGUUCUCUCACUGUAAUUGUGAGGGAAGCCCUUGAUGAAAGGCAAGAGUACCGUGUAAGUUAAGGUUUCAGUUUGUUUUGCCAGUCAAAAUGUGGCUAGUGAAUUGAAGAGUUGAUUUUUCCAGCUUUUCAGUCUUUACUUUAGAUCAUGCCAUGUCACGUUAAAAUAUGUCCUGUUUUGGACUUCCUAGUUAGUUUAGAUGGAAAAUACAUGAUUGAAAUUUUAAAAGCUCUUUCUUUUAGUACACCUGUUUAUCUUGUUUGUAACAGUACAUACAUCAUAUUUCUCUUUGUCUUUUAAAGACAGUGAGGAUAAGUUGUUCCCCCUCUUUCUUGUCUUCAUCCUAUUCUUUUCAAACAAAAGGUGACUCUGAGAACCCCUUAGUAGCUGGGUAGUACAGUUAAUGCACUCAUUGCUAACCAAUAGGUUAGUGGUUCAAGUCCACCCAGAGGCACCUUGGAAAAAAGGCCUGGCCGCCUACUUCCAUAAACUCAGCCAUUGAAAAUCCUGUGGAGCACAGGCCUACUCAGACACACAUGGGGUCACCAUGAGUCAGAGUUGGCUCGAUGGCAACUGAUUUGGUUUUUAGUUUUGGCCUGAACUUUACACUUGUGGAGGACACCCACAGGAAAGUGAAUGUAUUAGCUUGGGUCCUUCAGUUCUACCCUGUGAGAAUAUUUAAAUAUGCCCUCCCUGGGGCACCCUGGCAGACCACUUCUACAGAAUGUGCAGGGCAAAAUACUAGCCCUUGGGGUACCUUCUUCCAUUGAGGCAGAAUAGGAGGAAUGCAGACUUUUUAGGGACCAGGCAGUUUUCGUCACAGUCAGUUUCACCUUGCCUUCUUUUUAUUAAUGUUUCCUUUGAAAGACUUUGUGAAGCAGAAUUUUAUUUCCAAAAGUAAGAGCUAAGACAAAGUCAUUAAAAAGGGGAAGGAAGGAGGAAGAGUGGUGGGGUGGCAGGCGUGUGUUCCAUUGCUAAAAGACGAAGGUGAAAAGUCCGGAUGUCAUCCUGGCCUGCUCUUGAUGGCAGUGGAGGGUCAUGUGAUGCACAAGAGCUGAGCUCAUUCAGGCUUCAGCCCUGAUAAACUGAACCCGUGUUCAGAGACAGGAGAUUGUGUUUCCUUACCAAGCAUUCCUUUCCCAGGGUCAAGGCUUUCUAUAGCCAGCCGUUCACUUUUGAGUUCAUUGAGUUUAAAGAAUUGCUUUUCAUGAACCACUGUUUUGUUUGUUUUGUUUUGUUUUAAUGUAGAAAAUAUUUUCUUUUUUAAAUGUACUUGUAAUUUCUGAAAGAGUAGAAAUAAGUUCAUUUAAAGACCACGUAAAGAGUAACUGUCAGGCCAUAUUCAUUAUAUCCAUUUAUUCACAUGAUGUACAUAUUGAGACCAAGAUGAGAAGAAAUUAAAACUUGAGCACAUUUUUAAGACAAAAAUAUAGCAAUUCUUCAUUUAUUAAGCCCCCUAUAGAACAGAGUCUUCAUCUGCUUUUGUUUUCUCCUUCCCAAAGGAGUUCAUACAGUUCUUGAGGCUUCUAUCAAAGGGACGGCGGAAUUAGGACAAUUGGUUGCCUUCUUUUCAGGAGUACCCUUUUUGGAUACUGCUUAAAUAUGGCAAAAGAGUUUCUAGUUUUUAUACCCAAGGUGAAGAAAAUGUUUUUAUUGUUUGCUUAUGGGUUUGUAUAAUCACUGAUGCUAAAUGUUGCUGAUCUGUGGUAUAAAAAAGGCUCCUGUUCCCCAUAUUUAUUCAUACACUUGAGAUAGUAUAUGUUAUAUAAAAAGUAUAUGUUUUUCACAGGCCUUUAUAUGUAGAACUCUUUAUUUAAACAGUGUUGGAAUAUGUUGUGUACACCUUGUUUCAUUUAUGUAAUAAACUGGAGUAAUAUAUAAUAACAAAAAAUGUUUG